GAGGGAGAGAGAGAGAGAGAGAGAGAGAGAGAGAGAGGUGACUGUAGAAUGAUGGGACCCAGCUGAGGGAAGAGCAGCGAGUGAUCAGUCUAUGAGCUGGUAAUGACAGGCAGACAGAUGUGAAGAAUGACUUCUUGUUCAGAGAUCUGUGGGUCGGAGUAUGGUGAACAAGCUCAUGCCAGUGGGAACUACCAGCAGUAUGGUGUUCGAUCCUACCUACACCAGUUUUAUGAGGAGUGCACAGCUUCUAUCUGGGAACGUGAUGAAGAUUUUCAGAUUCAGAGAUCGCCAAGAAGGUGGAACUCUUUACUCUGGAAGGUCUGUCUCGCGUUUGGCACCCUGAUCUUGUUUGCAGGCCUCAUUGUUGUUUUGGUGGGUUACGCCACUCCAGCCAGGAUUGAAGCAUUUGGCGAGGAUGAUCUGUUUUUUGUUGACAGCCAAGCUGUCAGUUUCAACCGUGCACUGGAUGUUUGUAAGCUGACUGGUGCUGUGCUGUUCUGUGUGGGAGGAACCUCCAUGGCUGUGGGUCUCCUGCUGUCUGCCUUUGCCAAAAGCUACUCCAAAGAAGAAUUGUAUCUGCAGCAAAAGUUUAAGGAGAGGUUGGCAGAUAUGCACACAACAGUUGGUACUCCCAUAAUGAAAAUGCCAACCCCCGGAGAGGGAAGAGUUCCAGUCACGCUUUCCAAAGUCCAGAACAUCCAGCCAGCAGCCACAAAGUCAGAGACCUGACAGAAGUCUAGAUGAAGGCCUAAAGUGAAGAAACAUGUAUGAGACGUGAUCAGUGUGUAGACUAUGCGUGAGUGCGCACUUGCGUAUGAAUGUCAAUCUGUGUGUGCAUUUUCUGUUUUGAAAGGUCAGCUCACAUGACUCAUAGCACAGGUUUGUCUUACUUUGCUGUGUUUGACAUUAAAGCUGUUUUUAAGGUGGCAUAGGUUCUGAGUUAUUAGUAUAGCUGAUACAAGUUUAAGUCUUUUCUUUUAACAUCAGUUGUAAUUCAUAGAGAUCUAGCCAAGCACAUGCAGGCCCUUUUUGAGCGCUUCCCAUAUAACAAGCCAGAGAAACAUGUCAGCAACUCAGCUAAAUAAUGUCAUCAUUGUUUCAACAAAGCGUUUUACUGUCAAGAGAAUUGACAUUUUGUAAAAGAGCUUGCGGAGCAGUAGAUGUAGUGGUGUUUGAAGUUGCUAAUAAUUGGCUGCCAUUCACAGAAAUUAUCGAAAGGAGCACUGAUCACAACUGUAAUAUCUGCAGUGUUUGUACAGUAUGUGCAGAAAACAUUGUGUGUACUGUGUGUACAUGUGUAUAUGCAGCUCACCUGCUCAUUCUGACACUGACACGUGCUGUAGUGCCAUCAGUCAUGACAGUACAAUAUGAAUAUAAAUGUGCUUUCGCUUCUGAAUACGUCAUAAUGUAUAAGUACUGUUUACAAGCAACAACAAGCCAAGACAAGUCUUAACUGGUACUUUGCCAGAUACUCACACUUUUUCAAAAGAAAUUAGACAAAUUAGAAGAUAACUUUUUCUUCUGUCUUGUUAGGCACUUGAGCUUGUCUUCUUCAGUAAAUCUUCAGAAAGGAUCAAUAGUCGAGACCAGAAAGACUAAUGAAAGAUACAUUAAAUCAGAUAGAACACACAGAACAGCAUAGUCUGUCACUUUUUUUUCUAAGCACUUCAUUACCUAUGCUCUCUCUUUUCCUAGUGUCCUUUCCAUGUGACAAAAACAUGUAGAUACACACCUGUCUAUACGAGCUAGCGUAUUUUAGAACAUCAUGAAUCCAGAUGUUGUUAAUUGCUAAUCAUGAAAUGGUAAAAAAUAUAUAUACAGUGCAUGUGUUGCAAGUUAAAAUGAAGAUCAAGGCUGUUGAAGAAACAAAAAACAGCACGACAAACAUGUUGCGUAACUCGGUGGUGACUUGAGCGCAUUCACUUCUUCAGUGAGAUGACAUCAGCUACAUUGUUUUUGAUGGCACUCAUUGUCUUCAGCCUGUGAUGAUUCACAUAUGCUUUAGAUUCAAGAACUUUCUUCCCCUGCUCACACACAAAACUUGACUUUGUGUUCACGUAUUAUACUGUGUGGGCAUUUUCUAAGUUUCCCUGCUGGUUCAUGUAGGUGCAGCCGGGCAAAAUUGACUAAGGAAUAUAAAUCAAAGGGAGUGAUGUUUAAUGAGUACUCUCUAGCCAGUGACAUCGUCUCAUCACUCUGAAGGAGCUGUGCCAAAUAUAGAGAUACAUGACAGAAUCAUGCUUUUGACAGUCACAUCAUAUUGUGACACAGUAAAUGUGACACAUCAGCAUACCCUAAAGCAUUUCAAAAUUAAAACCAGUCGUGGAAGGAGCACUCAGAUUGCUUACUUAACUAAAAGGAGCAAUACCACAGAGUAAAAAUGCUCUGUUACAAGUAAAAGUCAUGCAUUCACAAUGUUACUUAAGUAAAAGUACAAAAGUAUCAGCA
Monopterus albus (swamp eel) is the source of this 2448-nucleotide messenger RNA. RefSeq names its product neurensin 1 (gene nrsn1). The coding region runs from base 127 to 729 and encodes 200 amino acids. Gene Ontology annotation, biological process: nervous system development. NCBI's taxonomy places the organism in Eukaryota, Metazoa, Chordata, Actinopteri, Synbranchiformes, Synbranchidae. The transcript is spliced from 6 exons. The record is from RefSeq and is a predicted model, not a curated record. Gene Ontology annotation, cellular component: transport vesicle; neuronal cell body; neuron projection.